AUGGAUUCAGAUGAUAAUGACCAGGUUUCUGAUGAAAACCUACAAAGUUCACUGGAAGAUGAGGUCACAGGGCUUCGAGCAAAAAGAUUAAUUGCUACUUUGAUAUGCUUGUUUGUAUUGUUCUUGGUUACUCUCAUAACUUUGGCGCUAAACAUUUGGAUUAUCACUACCCUUCGAAUGACUUCAAAUGGUAUUCCAUUUCUCCGAUUCUAUCAUAGUUUUAAUGAAAAAACUAAGGAAAUGGAGAAGACAAUUGAAAUGAGUGGAAACCGGAUAGAAUUUGAAAAAGUUGUAUCUAAUAAAAUAGUUGGUUUUCCUGAGAAAGACAUUACUAUUACUGCACCGAGAAUGUUGAUGACGUCCCGACAAAACGAUAGCCUGCUAGUCAUGAGUGAAAAACUGUGCAAAUUGGAGAGAGUAAACAGUUUUCAAGUUAUCUCUCCGAAAGAUGGACGUACUCUAUUCUCGGCUCGUCAUCCAACUGUAACUAUUGACAAACGUAUCAAAAAAUUGGCCGCAGAGAGAAUUAUCACAAAUAAAAUAAGAUCAGCAGUUGAUGAGACACUAAAAAUAAAUGGAGAAAAUGUGGUUUUACGUGGCAACGAACAAGUCCGAAUUGAUGCGAGAAAUGUAAACUUCGAGGGAAUGAAAAGGAUGGUUUUUAACAUCUCGCGGGACGGGAUUCUUCACAUGCGUGGACGUAUCCGUCUUGGUGACGGCGCAUCAUCUCUCCCAAUGUCUACUUCUCCUUCAUUGUCUGCUAGUCUGGAUGGAAUGAGACUCUGUGCUUGUGCUCAAUUCAACCAUAAAUUAUUCAUUGUUCCCGCCAAUAAGCAUUGCUUCACCAGUAACACUUUCUGUUCAUAA
Caenorhabditis remanei is the source of this 867-nucleotide messenger RNA. RefSeq lists its product as uncharacterized. Gene Ontology annotation, biological process: muscle organ development. Gene Ontology annotation, cellular component: sarcolemma; sarcoglycan complex. Lineage: Eukaryota; Metazoa; Nematoda; Chromadorea; Rhabditida; Rhabditidae. Bases 1 to 867 code for a protein of 288 amino acids. The transcript has 6 exons. The record is from RefSeq and is a predicted model, not a curated record.